This is a messenger RNA of Anneissia japonica, 5135 nucleotides long. Its product is annotated as abl interactor 2-like. Bases 83 to 1492 code for a protein of 469 amino acids. Lineage: Eukaryota; Metazoa; Echinodermata; Crinoidea; Comatulida; Comatulidae. Gene Ontology annotation, molecular function: SH3 domain binding. The record is from RefSeq and is a predicted model, not a curated record. The transcript is spliced from 5 exons.
ACAAGCAUAGCGGAAGUGCCCCUCCCCAUAAUGCAUCUACAUUUCUAGGCCUAGGAGGAAAAAAUAAAGAAAUACACAAAAAAUGUCUGCUUUAGAAACUUUGUUUGAUAAUGAAAUUCCAGCUGGUCGCCAGGCUCUGGAGAACAGUCAGGCUAACCUCCUAGAUGUAGCUGCAUACUGUGAAGACAAUUAUGUUAAGGCUGAAGACAAAAGAGUUGCCUUGGAGGAAACCAAGAACUAUACAACUCAAUCAUUGGCCAGUGUUGCAUAUCAAAUCAACACUUUAGCUACAAGUAUGCUUCAAAUGCUUGACCUACAGGUCAAUCAGUUAUCUACAAUGGAAGCUAGUGUUAAUCACAUUGCUCAGACGGUAAGCAUCCACAAGGAAAAGGUUGCCAGAAGAGAAAUUGGUGUUUUGACCACUAAUAAGAAUGUGACCCGGACGCAUAAAAUCAUAGCACCAGCAAACCCGGAAAGACCAGCCAAGUACAAAUCAAAAAUCAUUGAUUACACAUCUUUAGAUAGUAUUGGACAUGGAUUGAAAAUCGGGCAACCAAAACAGAGAACGCUCUCAAGAAGUAGCGAGCAUAAUGCUCCUGCGGGUGCUUCCUUGCCCAUUGUUCAACCUCACAGCCAGUAUGGUACUAUUCGUACCCAGCCUGGUGUAAGACCAGUUUCUACCCCGCGGGUACCAGGCUAUGCAGAUGUCGGUCAGUCUCAAAGUUUACAGAGGAAAGGUGGUCCACCUCCUCCACCUUCUAUGCCACAACAAGUUCAUCCAAAUCAGUCCAAUGUCUCUCCAUAUAUACAGCAUGACCUUUCACAGUCUCAACAAAAUCAGCCUAAUAUUGCCCCAGUCAGACCAGCCCCUGCACCGCCCCCACCACCAGCUCCCAUGCCGAGCAGUAUACCUCCACCACCACCGCCAAUGGCACCACCAGAUAUGAUGGCGGGUGUUCCUCCACCUCCACCGCCGGCGGAUAAUGGAUAUAAUCGUGUGCCGUACUCGCACCAGGACCAAAUACCACCUCCUCCCUCGAAUCCUGUGGAUGACAGACCAUCCGGGUUCUCAAUGAGUGAGCUUAACAGGGCAUUGUCAAUUAAUAGAAAGAGUUCAGGUGGUUAUGGAGACGAAUUUGCAGAUAUGCCUCCACCACCACCCCCAGAUGAACCCCCAGCAUUUGACAUGACCAUGUCCCCAUUACCGCCACCACCCCCAGAAAACUUUGAAGCAAUAGAUUAUGAUGCAAUGAUGCCCCCGCCUCCUCCGCCACAGUUCCUGCAGGAGGAUGAGCCAGAAUGGGUGCCGAAGGACUAUAUUCAAAAAGUUGUCGCUAUCUAUGAUUAUAUUGCAAACCAAGAUGAUGAGUUGACAUUUCAAGAAGGUAACAUUAUCUAUGUUGUAAAAAUGAAUGAAGAUGGGUGGUACGAAGGUGUCAUGGAAGGUGUUACAGGCCUAUUUCCAGGGAAUCAUGUUGAUAUAUGCCCAUAGUUGGAUUACAUAAUCAACAUAAACUAGUUAUCAAAAUUAAUUAAUUUUGAACCAGUCUAUUAUGUUCAUUAAUUUGAACUUCUUUUUUCAUGACUUGUACAUUUCAAAUCUUGAUGUUUUCUUAUCUGUUACAGUAAGCUAAACAUAUUUUUUUGUUUGUUUAUUAAAAUAUUCAUUCGAAUAGUGGAUCUAGUACAGUAGAAUGAGGAAGUAUUACAGAUAAAAUAGAUAUUUAUACUCGAGUGUUAACAUAAGUAAAAGUUUGGUGCAGUGGAAAUGGUUUGACUUCCCAACCCAGCUCCGAGGUGAGGCUUUCAGUCCCUUGCUGUGCAUUUCGCUUGUUUCCUUGAGCAAGACACUUUACCUGCAUUGCUUCUCUGCACCUAGGAGUAUAAGUAGGUACCUGGUAGGUUUAAAUGCCAAAAUGCACUGAUGUAGCUGCUGCAUCAUUAUGGAAUACUUCCCCAGAGAGCUGAUUUUGUGUUCCAUCAAUCUAAUGACUGGGUUGAUGAUAAUCUGAGCACAUUGGUCUCUUCAUUAUGCGCUAUAUAAGUCUACCAUUAUUAUUUAUUAUUAUAUAACAUUGGAUAUAUAAAUAAUUAUUGUUAUUGUAUAUUCAAAAGAUGAUUUAGGAGUGACAGGUGAAGAAGUAUGAUCCGUCUCUUAAGCUAUGUUCAGAUUAUCAAGUUUUCUUUGACAAAAAACAGUUGUAUGCCCAUAUAUAGACAUGAUGUGAUGUCAUCAUGACCAUAUUUAGGCGCAUGCCACUUGUUUUGUCAAAUUAAAUUUGAUGGUUGGGCAUUGCUUAAAUUGUAAGUACUAUUAAUUUUUAUGACAAAUAACUGUGAUAUGCUCAUAUUUGGGUAUAAUAUGACAUCAUCAUGCCCAUAUAUAGGCAGAACUUUUAAGAUCAAAACCAUGAUAUAUAUAUGCCACUAAUUUAUAAAUAUUAAAUUAAAAUAGCUGAUCUAAUAUUUAAGUAUGAUUGGUUUUGAAAUUUAAUUGUAGCAUACAAUCGCUCAUUUAUACCCCAACCAAUGCAAUUUUGAAUUUUAAUUGCCGAGAUUCCAAAAUCUUGUCUUAACUUGUAAAUGUAGACUGAAUUACUACAAGGAUUUAGAAACGAACAGUAGUAUUGAAUUUUAUAAUGAAAAGUGUUAUUGAACUACUUGGUACUAUACUUGGAACUAUGUGAAAAAUGGUAGACACCUUUUAUCUAAGGGAUGUAACUAUCAUAGUUGCCAUAAUUGAUUCUUUUGUGACAAAUGUAUCAUGGAAAACUAAUUUUUGUAAUUUUUAUUUUACUUCUGCUUUUUAAUUUUUUUCCCUCAUAAUUGUUAUCUUGAUGCUUUCUCAUACUUGACAUUAAUUGCUACUCAAAACAAUUUUACUUGUCUGUACUUUUACUUGUUUAAUAAUUACUUAUUUAUAUAACUUUAGUAUUAUAAUAAUGUGUAACCAUUGUUAAAAUAUUAUUAACUGUGCAUGAAGGUGGUGAGUGAUGUAAUUAUUGUAUGCAGUCUUUAUAUGAAUAUCAUUGUUAUGUAAAUGUGAUACUAUACAUUAUUCAACACCAUUUGUGUUACAAAUACAAAUUUACAGUAACUGGAAAUUCAAAAGAAACUAAGAAAUAUAACCUAAAAAAUUACAUAAAAUUAACUAAAUAAAACAAUUGUUUAAACUACCAAAUAUCUUAACAAGACUUAUAUCUCAAACUAACUUAAUUAUACUUUACAAAUUAACUGGAAUACAAAACAAAACAAAAAUACAGUAGUUAUGUUAGAAACUACCACGGACAAAUCUGUUAGAUAAAUAAUGAGGUAUUUGUACCCCUCAAUGUUUUGGGUUUAAGAAAUACAGCUUUUGUAGAAUUUGUUGGCCUCAUCAGAUGAACUAAGCUAUAUUGUGACCUGACUUGCAUUUUAGUCGUAGUGAUUUCUAAAAGAGAUACAAUAUAUUGUUGUAAUGCAUAGUAUACAAUAUUUGGUUCCAUGGUUUACUUAAACACUUAACUACAUUAAUGUUUUAUUUGGUUCCAAUUACUAAACCACUUAACUACAUUAAUGAUUCAGUCAUUUAGAAACCAAACACUGUCUCAGAAUCAAAUAAAAAAAAAUCAAUUCUGAUAUUUGUUUAGAAUUUGGUUCCAGAUGCUAAAACACUUAACUACCUUAAUAACGCAUUUGGUUUCAGAUGCGCAGACGUUGAUUACUGUACAUUGCUCAUUUUGGAACCAAACACAGAAUCGACUUUAAAGGAAAUAAAUUUUAAAAUUUAAAACCACUAUUGGUACUAUUACUAUUAUUAUUAUUACACAUCAUUAUUAUUAUUAAUUAUACUAUUAUACUGUAAUAAUGUUUAUUGUGAGAUGGAAAGUAGAAGAAAUAUUGCUUUAAAUAAAUGUGGGUGUGACUCCCAAAAAAGGAAAUAAACUUUGGAGACCACUAGCAUUGUUUUGGUCUUCGUUUAAGGUUUUUGGAUUUAAUCACCAUCUAAUUAUGCUGAUUUUGGAGACCACUCUUUACAUACUGUCUCCAAUUAGGCCAAAUAAAAAAAAAUAUUGUGUUGGCCACGCCCGGCCGACCCAAAUUUUACUAAAUUCAGGGUCAGCAUUUUAGUUUUUUUUUUUUUUUUUUUUUUUUUUUUUUUUUUUUUUUCAUGAGCUAAUAAGGCUGAAAUAGCCGUAGACUAGGCUAUGAGGAAAAGGCCUAGCUUAUUUUGGUGCAUGGUACGUGAUGCGAAUCCAAAAUUGUAUAUUUUGAAUAUUUAUACCUUUUAAGCAAGCGUAAACAUAUUUCCUACCGACUUACCCAUUUUUUGGAUUUUCCCAAAAUAAGGCCAACACAAAUUUUUUUUUUUUUUCGGCCUUAUUGGAGACGAUUUCAGUUUCUAUUACCCUCUAUGUAUGCUAAGACCGCCCAUUGCCGUGGUCUUCAUUUUAGAUGUUUCAAAUAAAGACCGCACCUCAAUACCACUCCAAAUGUUGAGGUAGUCUCGGAUAGGAGGGCUAAAUGUAAGUGAUAUAUGUUUCAGUUUUAACUUUAACGGUUAGAGGUAUUAAGGCUUUUUAUGGUCAAAUUUAAAUUUGUUUAAAAUGGUGCUUUCUGGCUGUUUACCAGUUUUAUCAACUACCAGUUUAACAAUUGUUGUUUUCAAUGUAUUUAAUUUUUUUUUAAAGUAUUUUAUUUCAAUAAAAUUUUUCAUUUUCGUAUGCCAAAAAUAUAUCAAUUUAAAAGUCUUUGGUUACUUUAUCAUCAUUUAAAUUAAUAAUUUCUAUGUUCCUUGAUUAUACUGAGUUUUAAGAUCUAAUGAAAGUAGAUAAACAUUGAUUCUUCAAUGUACAGUAUAUAUUUCAUAAUACAUUCAUUACGUUUAUAAACAGGUGGUAUUUAUCAGUGUAUCCACAAAUUUUCAAGUUACAUGAAUGUCCAACAUAGUAUAGCAGGAAAUUGUGUAGCUAUUUAUUCACAAACGUUACCAGAGUAGGCCUGUAUGUGUUCGUUACAUCAAGGUAAACUGUAACCAUAAUUUUAUUAUAAAUGAACAAAUAUUAUGCUAACCUUAAAAUAUGCAUUUUUAUGUACUGUAUCAACCCUUUAAUCAUCUUUGUAUUAUUAAGUCCAGAAUAAAUUGACCACACUAA